UGGACGCGGAUGUUUGUGGAGAGCGGGCGCGGCGCGGCCGGGCGCGGAGCGGGGCUGGGCGGCUUAAACCAUCUGUCCUUUGAUCCUGCCAGCAACAGCAAAUCUCUGCAGUUUGGCAGCCUGAGUGGUGCAUGCGUGUCGGAAAGCCCAACUGAGAAUGGGAGUGAUCCAGGCAAGAAGAGGAAGAGAACAAACGUUCCUCCAGCAGAUGGUGGCAGAAAUCUGAGCCUAGACUCCAUUUCAAUGGGCUUGCCAAUGUCAGACCCAACUGCCUGGGCCACUGCGAUGAACAACCUGGGGAUGGCUCCCAUGGGGAUGACAGGACAGCCCCUCCUGCCAGAUGAAGUAAAGCAUGUAGUUGUGAGAUGCUUUGACAAGACUACAAUGUCUAAAAUGAAUACACAUCAUCUUUCACGCCAUCCAGAUUUUGAUCCUGCUCUUGGAAUGAUGACUGGAAUCCCUCCAAUCAAUCCCAUGAUGCCAGGCUUGGGCAUAGUCCCUCCUCCCAUCCCUCCAGACAUGCCUGCUGUGAAGGAGAUCAUUCACUGCAAGAGCUGCACUCUUUUCCCACCUAACCCACAUCUGCCCCCUCCAGCAACAAGAGAGAGGCCCCCAGGCUGUAAGACCGUGUUUGUCGGGGGGCUGCCGGAAAAUGGAACCGAGCAGAUCAUUAUGGAAGUGUUUGAGCAGUGUGGAGAAGUCAUAGCUAUUCGGAAGAGUAAGAAGAAUUUCUGUCACAUCCGCUUCGCUGAGGAGUUCAUGGUGGACAAGGCGCUGUAUCUUUCUGGCUAUCGCAUCAGGUUGGGUUCCAGCACUGACAAGAAGGACACCGGGCGCCUGCACGUGGAUUUUGCCCAGGCUCGGGAUGACCUCUAUGAGUGGGAGUGCAAGCAGCGCAUGCUGGCAAGGGAGGAGCGCCAUCGCAGGAGGCUGGAGGAGGAACGCUUCCACCCGCCCUCCCCACCUCCUGUUGUGCAUUACUCUGACCACGAGUGCAGCAUUGUUGCGGAGAAGCUGAAAGAUGACACUAAGUUCUCAGAAGCUGUGCAGACCUUGCUCACCUGGAUAGAGCGUGGAGAAGUGAACAGGAGGACUGCAAACAAUUUCUACUCCAUGAUUCAGUCGGCCAACAGCCACAUUCGCAGAUUGGUGAACGAGAAGGCAGCGCAUGAGAAGGAGAUGGAAGAAGCUAAAGAGAAGUUCAAGCUUGCUCUCUCAGGGAUUCUGGUUCAGUUCGAGCAAAUAGUGGCCGUGUACCAUUCUGCCUCCAAACAAAAGGCUUGGGACCAUUUCACGAAAGCUCAGCGUAAGAACAUCAGCGUGUGGUGCAAACAAGCAGAGGAGAUUCGUAACAUUCAUAAUGACGAACUAAUGGGCAUUCGAAGAGAGGAGGAAAUGGAAAUGUCUGAUGAAGAAAUAGAAGAUCCAUCAGAAAUGAAAGAAACGGAUGAAUCAGCACUUGUGUCACAGGUGGAAGCCCUGAAAGAAGAAAAUGACAGUCUGCGCUGGCAGCUGGAUGCCUACCGGAAUGAAGUAGAGCUCCUAAAGCAGGAGCACGGCAAAGCCAGCAGGGAUGAAGACACAACCAAAGAGCAGCAGCUGAAACUUCUCCAGCAGGCUCUGCAGGGAAUGCAGCAGCAUCUUUUGAAAGUUCAAGAUGAAUACAAAAAGAGAGAAGCUGAGCUGGAAAAAGUGAAAGAAGACAAACUAAAAAUCGAAACGUUAUUAGAAACCCUUAAGGAGCAGCAAAGCAUAGCAAAUGAAGAGGACAAAGAGAGAGAUGUUACUGAUGGCCAAGGGAAUGAGAGCAGUAUGCCCAGAGUUUGUGCAUGCAGCCAGGAGAAGGAGUGUCCAGUUGAGAAGACACUGAGCAAUAGCCCUGUGAAAUCAGAACGAGAAGCUCUCUUAGUUGGAAUAAUUUCAACAUUUCUUCACGUGCACCCAUUUGGAGCAAGCAUAGAGUACAUUUGUUCCUACCUGCAGCGCCUGGACAGCAAAAUUUGCACCACAGAAGUGGAAGUUCUCAUGACCAGACUACAGACGACAUUUAAACAGGAGCUGAGUGGGGUUGGGGCCAGUUUGGAGAAAAAAUGGAAGUUUUGUGGCUUUGAUGGCUUGAAAAUGACUUGAACUUCAGCUGAACUGACUUAACACUGAAAGCAACAGCAGGAUGUGUGCGUCAAGAAAAUUUGGGAUGCCUCUUACCUCUGUUUCUGAUGAUUAUCUUGCACGCAUGGGAUAAUAAUGUAAGUGAAAUUUUAAGUCCAGAUUAGCACUAGGAGAAACUUCAGGUGCUGGAGCUUCUUUGAGUUAUUUUGUUAACAGGCAAAGUGCUGUUUGAUACAUUUUGUGUACAAAGUUCAUGUCUGAUAUUUUCAAGCACAGCAUGUAGACCCAGUGUUUUGCCAAUGUUGUAUCUGUUUCGUGUGCCCAAAUCUCUGGUUAUCAUUGUACCUUCUUUUUACUGAUAGAAACAUAUAGACUAUCCACUCAGACAAUAGUUUUCUGGUUUCUAGAACCACCAAAAGGAAAAAAAAAAAAGGCAUUUUUUUAGACCUUUAUAUGCUAAAAAAGUAAAUAUGUUUAAGCAGAAGAUUUAAUUGAGCCUAACAAUCAGUUCUUUUUCAUGCUCUUUUCUCUACUGAAGGUUUAACUGUUAAGCUAAGGUGAAGGCAGUGUCACCAGGAGUGUGAUUAUAGCAGUACCUCUGGGGUGUGCAUUGCAAAAUCAGUCUAAACAAACUUUUUGUGGGAGGGAUAUUUAAUUUUCUACUGAUCUGGGUGGAGCAAAAGGCCUACAUCAGACCUGUAUUUUUACUGAUUGUUUACCAUCAAAUUUCUCCACCUGCUUUGUUUUUGAGACUGAUCUUCACAAAGUGUGAGAAGCAGCACAGACUGCAGCUUCCCAAGGGCUGUUCCUCGUGUUCUCAGUAAACAUCAGACACUCAGCCCUCUGCAGAAAAUUAGUAAGAUAGACUCUGAAAUGCUUUAACAAUCAAAAAACCAAACGAAAAGGAAUCCACGCUGUCAUCAGACAGAGCUUUGGUAGUGGAUACCUCCUGGAGUUGUAGAAGUGAGUGAGGGACCUGCAUGUAUCUUAUUGUGGUGCAGGCUGCAGAAACGAGUGGAACAAACCUUUCUAUUGGGACCAGGCUGCCCAUGCUGGGGGGAGCUACCUGCUCACCUUGCUCCUGACACUGAAAGCCUGCUACACUGGAAACCCUUUUAAAGAAAUCUGAGUAUUUGUGUCACUACAAGUGAACGUUGUAUUUUUAAGGAAUAAACAUUUUUUAUGUUCCAA
Centrocercus urophasianus (Greater sage-grouse) is the source of this 3300-nucleotide messenger RNA. RefSeq names its product ecto-NOX disulfide-thiol exchanger 2 (gene ENOX2). Gene Ontology annotation, biological process: ultradian rhythm. Gene Ontology annotation, cellular component: plasma membrane; external side of plasma membrane. The record is from RefSeq and is a predicted model, not a curated record. Bases 10 to 2130 code for a protein of 706 amino acids. Lineage: Eukaryota; Metazoa; Chordata; Aves; Galliformes; Phasianidae. The transcript is spliced from 16 exons. Gene Ontology annotation, molecular function: RNA binding; protein-disulfide reductase activity.